AAGCUUACCACCAAAAACAGCAUCUUUAAACACCACCUUGUGGUUAUCUAAGUAUUGCGAAUCCCAAAAAAAAACCCAUUAAAUAUAUCCCCUUGUUUAUGUGUAUAUGUAUAUAUAUAGCCUUUCUCCAAUAUGCUUGACAUGCACAUUUUGUUGUUAUAUGCUCUAACCUUCCUCCUCCAUUCAUACAAAUUUCAUUAAUGGAAGCUAAGGUAGUUUUACAAAGCAGGACUCCAACGGGGACGUCAUCGCGGGGAGUAAAUAAACAGCGAUGUUCUCCGGUUCGGGCAGUGCUAGCGAGGCCGGCUGAAAGCAUAGUCGGAAGUGGAACGAAGGAGAGGUUGAGGUUGAAGUUAAAGCCUGCAGAUAGCAAACGUGAGGUAGCACAGGACAGCAGUAGUUUCCAUAAUGAUAACUGGUUUGAUCUAUGGGCUAUUAAUUAUCUAUCCCAGAGUUUACAAGCUGCAACAGGGGUAAAGAGCAUGUUGAGUGGGUAUGAGAGCUUGGUAGAGACAACAGCAAUGAUGUCCAAGAAAUUUAAUACAAAAACACAACAGGAGCUUGUCAUGCAAGUUCUUGACACCGCCAUCCCCAAGCUCAUUCUAAACAUGAUAAAAACGUUGUUACCCCAAUCUCAAUUCACAAGGGAAUAUUUCGCCGCCUUCACCACUGUAUUUUUUGCUUGGCUCAUUGGACCUUCUGAGGUUCGGGAAUCGGAGCUCAACGGAAGAAGGGAAAAGAAUGUAGUGUAUGUGAAAAAGUGCAGGUUCCUAGAGCAAAGCAACUGUGUAGGAAUGUGCAUCAACCUAUGCAAGAUGCCAUCUCAAGCCUUUAUUAAGGAUUCCCUAGGAAUGCCACUCAACAUGGUUCCAAAUUUUGAUGAUAUGAGCUGCGAGAUGAUUUUCGGUCAGGAUCCUCCAACACCAAAUGAUGAUCCGGCGCUCAAGCAGCCUUGCUACAAAUUAUGUAAUAAUUUAUUUAAACUGCCCUCUGUACAACUUCAUCUUUUUAUUUUUACUCAUGAUCCUCAGUUUAUCAUUCUGGUGCAUAGUAGAAUCUCAUAUUAG
Gossypium raimondii (Peruvian cotton) is the source of this 1067-nucleotide messenger RNA. RefSeq names its product beta-carotene isomerase D27, chloroplastic. The record is from RefSeq and is a predicted model, not a curated record. Gene Ontology annotation, molecular function: iron ion binding. Lineage: Eukaryota; Viridiplantae; Streptophyta; Magnoliopsida; Malvales; Malvaceae.